GAAGCUUUUUCUCAGAUGGUUAAUCUUAGAUUGCUCAAAGUCCACAACAUGCGCCUUCCUGAAGGCCUCAACCGUCUCCCUAAUUCCUUGAGAUUUCUUGAAUGGAGAGGUUAUCCUCUACAAUAUCUCCCAUCAGGAUUCGACCCGGAUGAGCUUGUUGAACUGAUCAUGUGUCAUAGUAGAAUUGAACAGCUCUGGAACGGAAAAAAGAAUUUUGACAAGUUGAAAAUCAUUAAAGUUAGUCAUUCCAAAAGUUUGACUAGAACCCCUGAUUUUGAAGGGAUUCAGAAUCUUGAGAGAUUAGACUUUGAAGGAUGCGAAAGUUUAGAUGAGAUUCACUCUUCCAUAGGAACUCUCAAAAAGCUUACUUUCUUGACUCUUAAAUAUUGCAAAAGUCUCAAGCUUCUUCCGGAUGAGAUUGAGAUGGAGCACCUAGAAGUUCUUGUUCUUUCUGGCUGCUCAAGCGUUAAAAAGAUUCCAAAUUUUGUGGAACCUAUGGAGCAUUUACGGAAGCUUUCUUUAGAUGGGACUGGAAGUUUUAAGGAAAAAGACUUGCGUGAAGGGGAUUACGACAUGGCUGGUAAUGGUGCGGCCUGUGCAGAGAGGGCAACAAGUGAUAUGUUGAUUGGCCCAGACUGGGAAUUAUGUGAUAUUAUCAAUAUUGACCCUGGGCAAGCAAAAGAGGCCUUGAAGACGAAGCGCCUGGGCAGCAAAAAUCCAAAAAUACAACUCCUGGCUCUUUUUGCAUUGGAGACUGUGAGCAAGAACUGUGGUGAGAAUGUUUUUCAGCAGAUCGUUGAGCGUGAUAUCUUGCAUGAAAUGGUCAAAAUAGUAAAGAAGAAGCCAGACUUGAAUGUUAGGGAAAAGACUAUUUUGAUAGAUACAUGGCAAGAAGCUUUUGGGGGACCAAGGGGAAGAUUUCCCCAGUAUUAUGCAGCAUAUAAUGAAUUGAGGUCUGCAGGAGUUGAAUUUCCACCAAGAGAAGAGAACAGUGUACCAAUAUUUACUCCGCCCCAGACCCAGCCAGUAGUUUCUCCUGUUACAUCAUAUGAUGAUGCUGCCAUUCAGGCUUCUCUCCAGUCGGAUGCAUCGGGCCUUAGCUUGCCAGAGAUUCAGUAUGCUCGUGGAAUUGCAGAUGUGUUGAUGGAAAUGCUUAAUGCCUUGGAUGCUAAGAAUCCUGAGGGUUUGAAGGAAGAAGUGAUUGUUGACCUUGUUGAUCAGUGCCGUUCAUACCAAAAGCGUGUCAGGCUUCUUGUGAAUGAGACUGCAGAUGAGGAGCUUCUAUGUCAGGGAUUGGCACUGAACGAUGAUCUGCAGCGUGUAAUUUCUCGGCAUGACGAUAUUGUGAAAGGAACUACAACUACAGUAAGAGGAGCAGAAUCUUCAGUUGUGCCACUUGUGAAUGUGAACCAUGAGGAUGAUGUGUCUGAGGAUGAAUUUUCCCAACUAGCGCACAGGUCAUCAAGAGAUAAUUCACAAGGACAGGGCCAGAGAUCAGCCAAUGCCAAGGCUGAACCUGUGCAAGUCAGCCCACUUCUUCCUCUUCCACCGUCUUCGCAAAGGCCAAUCACUCUAGGUCCUGGUGUGAUUGAUUAUCUCAGUGGAGAAGCCUACAAAUCUGAAGGAUCCUCUGCAACAUCAGAAUCCACAUCUUUUGCCGCUCCAGUUCAUUCCAGCUCCACCUCACGAUUGACUCCACUAUCACCUUCACACCCUUCUUCCCAAAACACAACUCCAUCACCUAUAUUCACUGGAAAGCCUGUAUAUGAUGAACCGGCUCCUAGAAGCAAAUCUAUAGAUGGGCUACCUCCUGCUCCUUGGGAUACUCAGUCUCUGGGGAAUCCUCAGUCUCCUGGCAAUGGUCAAUCUCCUGUCAGCCUUCCACCUCCGCCUUCCAGGUAUAACCAGAGACAACAGUUUUUUGAGAAACAAGGCGUUCCAGGCAGUGGAUCUGGUUCAUCUUAUGACAACUUAGUGGGACAGACUCAGAAUCUCUCCCUUAAUUCGUCUACCCCAACAAAACAAGUAAAACAGGAAGAUGCUCUUUUCAAGGAUCUAGUUGAUUUUGCAAAAGCCAAGUCAUCUUCUUCAAAUCCGAAUAGGUCAUUUUGAGUUGUGCCCCAUCAGCGUAUCGGUCAGUCCGGCUCUGGACCUUGUUCCUCACUUACACAUGAGAUCAUGAGAUUACAUGUUGCUAAAUAAAUAUUGGUAGGAACUUUUUCGGUUUUGGUUUGUGGACAG
Malus domestica (apple) is the source of this 2241-nucleotide messenger RNA. RefSeq names its product TOM1-like protein 4. The record is from RefSeq and is a predicted model, not a curated record. Gene Ontology annotation, molecular function: phosphatidylinositol binding; ubiquitin binding. Gene Ontology annotation, biological process: protein transport to vacuole involved in ubiquitin-dependent protein catabolic process via the multivesicular body sorting pathway. NCBI's taxonomy places the organism in Eukaryota, Viridiplantae, Streptophyta, Magnoliopsida, Rosales, Rosaceae.